Messenger RNA from Tauraco erythrolophus (red-crested turaco), 475 nucleotides. NCBI's taxonomy places the organism in Eukaryota, Metazoa, Chordata, Aves, Musophagiformes, Musophagidae. The record is from RefSeq and is a predicted model, not a curated record.
GUAUGGUGACUAUCCCAAGCUCCCUAAUAAGUCUCUCCAUGAGAGAGACCCCUGGUACCAGUGGGACCAGCCAGACUUAAGGCAUAACUGGGGACAGCCGAUGCACUGGGACUUUGACAUGUAUAUUCGGAACCGUGUUGAUACAUCCCCCACUCCAGUUCCCUGGCACACCAUGCGCAAGCACUUCCUUGUCUUUUUGAGUACCAUGCUGAUCAUGUUCGCUCUUGGAGAAAUCUAUCCAUCUUACAGGCCUGUGGGACCGAAGCAAUAUCCCUUCAAUGACCUGUAUCUGGAGAGAGGAGGAGACCCCAAUAAAGAGCCACCAGUGGUGACGCACUAUGAAAUCUGAAAGUUGUUGGAAGUGCUGUGUUUCUCCUGCAUCAGCUCUGCUGGGGAUGGCAUCUCCUCUAUUGUUCGCUGUGGGCAUAUGUUAAUGCUUCACCUGCUAACUGCAGUGAAAUAUAUCAAUGAUACC